AUGUUUUCGAAUUGUGUCUAUAUUAUAUUGGUAACGAAGGAGUGUUUGAAGCUGAAGUUUGAAUGUUCUCCAAAUGUAGAAGUGACGCGUUUCGAAAGGAAUUUAUGGAAUAUUCCGCCACAUUCUAUGAAAAAGAAGGAGAAGACGUUGACAGAACGCAGACCAAAAGCGACCUUGUGCCUGCCCAGAGACGAGGUGGAUUCAGGGGAUGGACUCCCUGUUUCUGCUGAGCCAGGACUGACUCAUGACAUUCUUGUAUCCCGCACGUCGGUCCGGCCAAAAGCCUGCAAUAAAGUGACUGGGAGGUGCAAGGGAGGCGGUUUGGAGUCGCCUCCAGCAAAUAAGCUCCUCAUUUCCACUCCGGGAGAAUGGAAGUUCUCCCAAAAACUCACAGGACUAGAGGCUUGCAACCUGCUCAUGGGUUUUAAAUUUUUUUUUGCAUAUUACAGUAAUAGAAAAGAGUCUCCUGAUUCCGGAGGAAAGCCUGGUACGGUAGCGCAAGGAAGGACGGGAUUGCAGGAGUCAUAUAGGCUACCGAAACGGAAAAGGAAUAGGAUGACGAUCUGUACUUAUAACACACGUACGCUUGUAUCGGAAGCGGCCAUCGAAGAUCUGAUGACGCAAGGAGAUCAAGUAUGA
This is a messenger RNA of Necator americanus (New World hookworm), 639 nucleotides long. RefSeq lists its product as uncharacterized. The transcript has a single exon. The coding region runs from base 1 to 639 and encodes 212 amino acids. The record is from RefSeq and is a predicted model, not a curated record. Lineage: Eukaryota; Metazoa; Nematoda; Chromadorea; Rhabditida; Ancylostomatidae.